Molecule: messenger RNA, 2211 nt
Organism: Microdochium trichocladiopsis
Lineage: Eukaryota; Fungi; Ascomycota; Sordariomycetes; Xylariales; Microdochiaceae
Exons: 5
Coding region: 1-2211 (736 amino acids)
Molecular function (GO): catalytic activity
Source: RefSeq, a predicted model, not a curated record
AUGCCACACGUUCGCAAAGACUCCGGUUAUGCUGGGCCCGAACGUGUCACCAAGGGACUAGCAAUCAGUGACAGCCUCGCUGCCUUGUGCCAGUCCGGAGAGAGCGUAUCGGAUCUGCUCGCCGAGGACCCUAGUCUGACCCCGGGCGAGGCAUGGAAAAUAUUGCUUGCGAAGAGCAAGUCCAGCCACAUUCCGCAGACGCAGCAGGCAUCUCAUGCUUCUGCCGCAACACAUGACAAGGCCAGCGAUAACGAGGAGAGAUUGUCACAGGAUCAGCUCGACGUGGCAUUCAAAUGUGGUCAAUGGGGUGAGACUAGGCCAAGUGAUCUCUUCUUGAGGAUGUACCACGACGCACUGUGUUCUCUGAACCAUGAUCCUGCAGCAGGCAUGGCGAGCCCAUCGCUUCUGGGCACCAGCGGCACGGUGCCUCUCGUCGUAGUCUCGGUCAUCCCAGAUAUCGUUAGACACAUGUCGAACCUGAUCGUGCGGGCCGAGAAGGAAGUCAUUUUGGCCACGAAUUUCUGGCAAGCGAGUACGGCCUCUCGAUUCAUCACAGACGCGAUCAGAGAGGCUUCCCGCAGAGCAGGUCAGCGCGGCACGAGGCUGACCAUGAAGAUCAUUUAUGACCGCGGCAGCCCCAAACAGCUGCUCGACUCGCAUUAUGUUGUCCAGGAAAAGGAGUAUACAGGCAAAGCCGUCGACUUGCCUGCGGCGCACGAGAUCCCCCAUGUCGACCUCGAAAUCCGCAAUAUACAUCUGAUCCCGCUGGGCACGUUCCAUUCGAAGUUCAUGGUCGUGGACCGGAAGAUUGGCAUCGUGCAGAGUAACAAUAUCCAGGACAACGACAAUCUCGAGAUGAUGGUCCAUGUCGAGGGUCCUAUCGUGGACGGCUUGUAUGACAUGGCUCUGCUCUCGUGGCACAAGAAGCUGAGCCCGACAUUGCCCAUGCUGAGCGCCGGAUCGUGCCAGGCGGCACUCUCGACACCCAAUGGCCUGGCAGCCGAACCCAGUCCUGAUGAAUUCAGGCAUGCUGGUCCAUUAAGAUUUCCGAAGCGGGAAGCGCCAUAUGGGAUCGGCGCCGACAAUAUCGCAGAAAUAUCAUCUUCCACUGGCGCAACAACAACGCCAGCAAACUCAAGAAACGCAUCCUCUCACCAGCAGGGAUUGCAGCAGCAUCCCGAUGCAGAUAAUCUCGCCGUGGCACAGCUGCAAAUCACGACUCCCGGUGCCAGAGAUGCCACUCGCCUAGCCGAGCACACCCAUGAGGAUCCGCACUAUGACGACGAUAUCGCGGGAGAGGUAGCUCGGGUACAAGCCGCCGUAAGUGCAAAGCCCGGAGAGAGCCAGCUGGAGGCCGUGACGCGGCAUCUGAACCACACGGUAAAUAAAGGCUUCAAGGGCACUCCUCCUCCAACUUCGGGCGCCACGACUGGCAACCAUGGCAACACGGACAGCAUUGACGAUGAUGGCGCAAUGACACCAUAUAUAUUGCACCCUGCUUCACAGCCCUUCCCGAUUGCCCUGGUGAACCGGGCACCCUACGGCCCGCCGAACCACGACUCGGUGUCGAACCCACAGAAUGCAGCUUGGCUAUCUGCGCUGCGCAAUGCGAAGAAGAACGUCUUCAUCCAGAGCCCCACACUCAACGCGGAACCUCUAGUGCCCGCAAUUAUUGAGGCGUGCGAGAGGGGCAUCGACGUGUAUGCUUACAUUUGCUUGGGGUAUAAUGAUGCUGGCGAGCUCCUCCCCAUGCAAGGAGGACACAACGAGAUGGUGGCCGCACAUCUGUAUGGGCGUUUGUCCACGCCCGAGGCGCGCAAGCGACUGCACUACCACUGGUACACGGCCAAGGACCAGGUCGCGCCGAUCCCCGCGGAAAAGAAGAAGCGCUCGUGCCACAUCAAGCUCAUGAUUGUGGACGAGUCGAUUGCCAUUGUCGGCUCGGGCAACCAGGACACGCAGAGCUGGUAUCACAGCCAGGAGGUCAACAUCAUGCUCGAGAGCGAGUCUGUGUGCGCGGCAUGGAUCGACGGGCUGAGACGGAACCAGAACACGCAUAGGUAUGGCGCGCUGAGCCAGGAGGACGGCAUAUGGAGGGACGCCGAGGGCAAGCAGGCUGACGGCGUGAUGGGGGUCGACCCGGGCAAGUUCAGUUGGUUGAAGGGCUUCACGGGGGCGAUCAAGCGAGUGCAAGGGACUGGUGGGUUCUGA